AUGAGUAGAGUCCCUGGAAGGACACAGCAAACACAGCUAGAGCCAGAGAUGGCAAAAGAACUCAGGCGUGAAGAUGUUGGCUCCUACGCCAGUUAUGUAAGGAUGCCUCCAGAUCUAGCGGAACUUAGAAUCGUGUUUCCAAGUUCACCAAGAAACCACUACGAUGGAGCAUUAAGGAAUAUAAUGCUAGAAGUAUAUUUCAGGAAUAUAAAUAUACUAGGGUUUAAGACUAAAGCGGUACAUAAAUGCGUCUUAGAUCCGUAUUUGAAAGAAUUUGGGAGGCUGGUGACAAUUUCCAUUUCUGGAGCUGUUACAGUGACGGUCGAAGAACUUGCAGCUCAGAAUGAAUAUUUAACCACUGUGGUUAAACGACUGGAGAAGCGACUGGGAGAUUUGGAACAAACAGUGUCGGAAUGCAAAUUACCUAUGCGAAGACAAACAUACGAAGGACCUGUGGCCUUUACGUACAAACUAACAUCCAAAUAUACAGCUGUCCACGGAAAUUCAGCGAUAGUAUUUCCUGAUAGAAUCACAGACCUUGGCACAGGAUACAACAACGCGACUGGAGUUUACACGGCGCCUCGACAUGGUAUCUACAUGAUCAGCUGCUCUCUGUUAGCAGACCAUGGCUCUCAUUCAAAUCCAAUGCUGCAUGCUUCUAUAAUGGUUGAUGGAAGGCCCAAGGCUAAUGUAUUUGCUUUUUCUGAAUCCGGAACACAUCGUGACCAAGGCGCAAAUACUAUAUUCGUCAAUUUAAAGCAAGGCUCUAGAGUAUGGGUCCAGGCUAUAGAUUCAUCACAAGCCAUUGUUGGUGGGGAAAAGUACUCAACUUUCUCUGGUUAUUUACUUUGGCAGUUUUGA
Mercenaria mercenaria is the source of this 861-nucleotide messenger RNA. RefSeq lists its product as uncharacterized. Gene Ontology annotation, molecular function: protein binding. The transcript is spliced from 6 exons. The record is from RefSeq and is a predicted model, not a curated record. Bases 1 to 861 code for a protein of 286 amino acids. NCBI's taxonomy places the organism in Eukaryota, Metazoa, Mollusca, Bivalvia, Venerida, Veneridae.